Messenger RNA from Trichophyton benhamiae CBS 112371, 1230 nucleotides. RefSeq lists its product as uncharacterized. The coding region runs from base 1 to 1230 and encodes 409 amino acids. The record is from RefSeq and is a predicted model, not a curated record. NCBI's taxonomy places the organism in Eukaryota, Fungi, Ascomycota, Eurotiomycetes, Onygenales, Arthrodermataceae. The transcript has 3 exons. Gene Ontology annotation, biological process: proteolysis. Gene Ontology annotation, cellular component: fungal-type vacuole. Gene Ontology annotation, molecular function: zinc ion binding; metalloaminopeptidase activity.
AUGAUCGGUGCCCACACCGAUUCCCCAUGUUUGAGAAUCAAGCCAGUUUCCAAGCGAACCAAUGAAGGCUUCCUCCAAAUAGCUGUAGAACCCUAUGGCGGUGGCAUAUGGCACACCUGGUUCGACCGUGAUCUCGGCAUUGCAGGCCGUGUGAUGGUCAGACAGCAAGAUGGCACCAUCGCAUCUAAGCUGGUCCACGUUGACAAGCCCAUCCUCCGUAUUCCAACUCUGGCUAUUCAUCUCGACCGUACAGAGACCUUUGCCUUUAACAAGGAAACCCAGCUUGUUCCAAUUUGCGGAAUGGUAGCUGCGGAACUCUCCAAGACAAACAAGGACUCUAAACAGGAAGAAGCUGGUGAUUCCGUCUCUCCAUUCAAAAAGAUUACGGAACGCCAUCACCCUUGCUUGAUUGAACUCCUGGCUUCCGAACUCUCUGCCAAGCCAGAGGAUAUCAUCGACUUCGAAAUGCUUCUCUAUGAUACCCACAAAUCAUGCCUCGGUGGCAUGAUGGACCAGUUCAUCUUCUCUCCCAGGCUCGACAACCUCAACUCCUCUUUCUGUGCAACUGUUGCCCUGAUUGAGUCUCUUGCCAAGCCAUCUGCCUUGGAGAAUGAGUCUGCUAUCCGCUUGGUUGCUCUGUUUGAUCACGAAGAAAUUGGCAGCAGAACCGCUCAGGGUGCGGAUUCAAACAUCCUCCCGGCUAUCAUUCACCGCCUAUCCAUGCUUCGUGUAUCUGAGACUAAGUCAGAAGAGGAUCUCUCUACCGCCUACGAGCAGUCCCUCUCGACCUCUUUCCUCGUCUCAGCUGAUAUGGCUCAUGCCGUUAACCCGAAUUACGCCUACAAGUAUGAGUGCGAGCACAAACCAGAAAUCAACAGAGGACCGGUCAUCAAGGUCAAUGCUAAUGCCCGUUAUGCUACCAACUCCCCCGGAAUCGUUCUGAUGCACGAGGUUGCUCGUGCCGCUGUAGCUAAGAGCGAUAUCUCCUCAGACUCCAUUGUACCAAUGCAACUGCUGGUUGUUCGCAAUGACUCCAGCUGUGGCAGCACCAUUGGACCAAUGCUUUCGGCGGCCCUUGGAUCGAGGACUCUCGACUUGGGAAGCCCGCAGCUGAGCAUGCACAGCAUCCGUGAGACUGGUGGAACGAAGGAUGUGGCCCUUGCAACUCGACUCUUCACCAGCUUCUUUGAGAACUACACUACCUUGGCUCCUAAAAUCCUGGUUGACUAA